Schistocerca cancellata (South American locust) is the source of this 3443-nucleotide messenger RNA. RefSeq lists its product as uncharacterized. The coding region runs from base 1419 to 2969 and encodes 516 amino acids. The record is from RefSeq and is a predicted model, not a curated record. Gene Ontology annotation, molecular function: protein binding. Lineage: Eukaryota; Metazoa; Arthropoda; Insecta; Orthoptera; Acrididae. The transcript has 8 exons.
ACAAUUCAACAUCACACAAUAUGCAAUGAUAACCGAGGACGGUUUCUAUGUUCUGCAUGCCAAUAAACUUUGCAUCCGUAUUGGACUGUCGAGUUAUAUCUGUACUAUCGUUUUUUUUAUCUGUUGUUCCUUCAGAGUGGCGGGCUUUUCAGAAAGAUUUUGUGUCCUGUAUAAUUUUUGGUGCAGUUUCGAGCUGAUAGCUGCAGACAUUUCAGUUAUGAACUUAAGUCGUAUAAAUUUAGAAAGUCCAGUAAAUAUAUUCACGAUAGCAAUAUUGGUCAAAGAUGUCCCCGAGAAAGCUGCAGUAUUUCGCAAACAUCAAAUAAACAAGUUUUAUACUCUCUAAUUCGCUUUUUAAUGUGAUUGUACUCAGUACACGUUGCCCAUUGGUUACUAUCGUUUGAUGAUGAAAAAUUGAUUCAUAUAAGGUUUUCAAAUCUUAACACGCCCCUCAAACAUUUUUGAUUUUUAAUUGAUGCUCAUUCUGUACUAUGAUAAAAUAAUUUCGCGUGUGCUUAAGACUUCAAAUAUAAUUGCUUAUCGUUUGCAGUAAUUUCAUUGCUUGCCGUAAUUAUAGUGUAUUGGCGAUAUGGGUUCAUAUGUCGAAAUACCUGUAGGUUCAAGCUAGUCAACAUGGUAUGAAAAUGUUCAUUUAUUGGUUAAUGUGGCAAAAACUUGUAGCUUAUUCCGUUGUAGUUGCAUAUUAUCAAGUUCGUAAGUUCCUUACAACUUAACUGUUCCACAUUUUUUAACACGCAUUUCGAACUUGGAUAAAUUAAUUUUAUAUGUAGGUCUAACCGUGAUAGAACUUUAUCCAAAAGAAUGACAGCUGAGGUAAGGACUGCCUGACAGAUAUUUGGGCCCAAUACAAUUAGGAGAAGAUUGGUCAUAAUUAACGUUUAAUUGGGUUUGCCUAAAUCACGUGAAUCAAAAAGACUGUUUGCUUCUUGAACAGGGAUAUUAACAGCUCCCUCCCCCAUCCUGACCCAGGUGUGGUAGUCAGAAUUUGCUCUGAAUGAGAGGAAGAUGCAGUUGAAGAAGAAACAUAUUAUUACUGGAUGGACAUAAUGGAGUGGACACCAUUAAUGCACGCUGCUAGAAAUGGUGAAGUGGAAACAGUUCAGAAACUCUUGAAAUCUAAGGAAAAAAUUCAUUUAAAAAAUAUGAUGGUGUGUAUGGGUACACAGUAUGGAAUCAGAAGGGUGCUGCUUUCUCCUCCAUUGGCAAGUGUACUGCUGAGAGAUGCUGUUGACUGGAAAUCAUUGUAUUUUCUCAUGUAUGCAAUCCCUGGCAGAGUGCUUGAACAAUUCUAGCUGGAUUGUCUGUCUGUUGACACAUACGAAAGCACUCUGGUGGACAUUCUGGAGGACACUGGACUACUUCAUACGGACACCUGUAGGGACCAACGUUCGAAUUCUAUGUUCAGCAGAACCAGAGCUAAUUUACUUACGUUAUCUGCUGCAAGUGGCAAUAAGUCAGUUUUUAAAAUGAUACUUGGAGAAAUGAAGAACAUGUCAGCUGAAAAUACGGUGGAUCUAUCUUGUGGUUUGCGGGUUGCUGCACUGUUUGGCCACACAGAUAUUGUCCAGUUCAUACUGAAUGCUAAAUGCGACCCCAAUGCAAAAGAUCCUGUGUCUGGAGCCACAGCACUGAUGCUAGCAACAUCAUGUGGACACUAUUCUGUUGUGAGACUGAUUCUGGCAUAUGGUGCACUCGUUGACAGUACAAAUGUGUUCUGCCAGUCAGCUAUUGAUAUAGCUGAAUCAAAGCAGUAUAAUGAUCUUGUAGAACUCUUGAAAACGAAAAUAGAACAUGAUAGCAAAAAGUUUCGUCCCAACUUCUUGAUGCCUUUAGAAAUGCCAAAAAUGGAUUAUAGAGUCAAAGAAUUAGAUACAGUUUCAGGUGCCACAGAUAUCCUUUCAAAGACAGCUGCUUCUCCUACAGCUAACAAGUUCAAUUUUGCAACAGAGGAAUUGUUGUCUCCUCAGACUACAUAUAUGACAGAAGUACCAGACACCGGUUAUUUGUCACCUAUGACUUCGCUGCAAAUGUGUGGCUGUGAAACUUAUAGUCCUGGUGACUCCAUCUUUCUUUCUGAAAAUCAAGCCUGCAAGAAAACAGAUGACAAAACGAAACAAAUUGUUUCUCAGCCUGGUAAGGCAGUGGAAAUGGAGCGUUCGUCAAAUGAUGUGCGUUAUUACCUCAGUCCACACAAUUAUCAUUUCCCAAAAAAGUUUGAGGUUCCAAAAAAGCAAGAAUUUUCAAGAAACAUUGAGAAAAGCAUUCAGGAAGAAAAGUUCCAAGAUAAUUUUGAACUUUCUUAUAACAAAAUGUUUCAAUAUGACACGUGCAGUCAGCCCAGUUCCCCAUAUUCUCCUUCACCAAAUUCUCUUUCACCAACAUCAAGAAAUGUAUUCUCACGUAGUGACCCUUCUGUAAUUCAUGAACUGAAUGGUGGAACUGAGAGACAGAAACGUAAAAAGAAAGCCUUUUGGCAUGUUAUAAGGAGAAGGGUGCGCAGUCUUGCACAUGAUAAAAAUGGGUAUCAUUUUUACCAUCCUUACUGUGAUUCUGCUGUUUCUAAAAAAAACACAAUAUCAUCUCCUCGCAUUUGGAUGGACGAUAACCUGAAAUUCAAGUCUACCGAGGCAAAUCCAGAGGGAGAAAAGGAGGAGUCUACUUGUAAAAUGGUAGUAUCUCCACUUUCUUCCAAUGUGGAAUCUGAAAAAAGCUAUAAAAAUACACCCAUAUCUGUUCAGAAAGAAAGGCCGGUUAAAAGCGAGUUUAAGGAGUUCCUUUGUGCAAAUGGGCUUCAUCAUUUUAUUGACAUACUUUUUGAACAUGAGCUUGAUUUGGAGACAUUCUUUGAACUACGUGACAUGGACCUUAGAGAAAUUGGAAUAACCAGCACAGAGGACCGCAGGAAGAUUCUGAACAUUAUUGCUUCCCAAAGCCGUUACUGUACUUGACUUCUGUGAAUAGAUUUGUGUAAAAUAUUUAUUGCAUAACUCUGGACAAGGCAUAGUCCUUUGUGUGUGUGUGUGUGUGUGUGUGUGUGUGUGUUUGUUUUACUUGUUAUGUUGUAUAUGUGAUUUAAUUUGUAGAUGGCGAUUGACUAUAAUGUAAUUAAAAAAUGGACAGUAGCAAAAACAUAUAAUUUAAAACUACUAAUUAAAAACUCAGUAAAUUGUGGAUAAAUUUUUCCCACUUUGUUGCAUCCAGUAUUUUUGUAAUGUGAACCCUAACAGAAAUAGGAACUGAUUGUCCAUUUAUGGUGUCUACUAGCACCAUUAUCAGUGGUUUUAUUGAAGUAUUUUGAAGAAAUUUGCUGAAAAUACCUAAAAGUAAUUUUAAAACAUGAGGAUGCUAGAAAAUGGAGUGCCAAAUGAAGAAAUUGGAACAGUUCAUACAUAUUCUUCUGUUUGAGUUCUCGCGUCCGUCGG